This is a messenger RNA of Microstroma glucosiphilum, 1536 nucleotides long. Its product is annotated as calcium/proton exchanger. NCBI's taxonomy places the organism in Eukaryota, Fungi, Basidiomycota, Exobasidiomycetes, Microstromatales, Microstromataceae. Gene Ontology annotation, cellular component: fungal-type vacuole membrane. The transcript has 5 exons. Gene Ontology annotation, molecular function: calcium:proton antiporter activity. The coding region runs from base 97 to 1284 and encodes 395 amino acids. Gene Ontology annotation, biological process: calcium ion transmembrane transport; intracellular calcium ion homeostasis. The record is from RefSeq and is a predicted model, not a curated record.
CUCGCACUUGAUCUUCAGGCGCCUCUCUACUGCACCACCCAAUACUCGUGCACACACACACACCACUACGCAGUAGCAAGAGAAGAAGAUCUAGUCAUGCCUGCCUUGGAGAAUACGCCGCUUCUGGGAAGCAAUGGAGGAGCUUCGUCUGAGGGUCAUCCCACCUUUCUAUCCUCUUUCAGGUGGAUCAUCACUAGCUCAUGGCUCAAUCUCUUCUGCAUCUUCAUUCCGCUGGGAAUCGUGGCUGAGAAGAUGCAAUGGGAUGCCGUCUGGAUCUUCUCAUUGAACUUCCUAGCCAUCGUGCCGUUGGCAAAGCUCCUCGGCGAUGCUACAGAGCAAGCAGCACUCAAGCUCGGCUCCACCCUUGGAGGUCUCCUCAAUGCCACCUUUGGCAACGCAGUCGAGCUCAUUGUCGGAGUCGUGGCUCUCUUCCAAGGCCAAUUGCGAAUUGUGCAGACUUCCCUCAUCGGAUCGAUUCUGUCCAACAUUCUCCUCGUCCUGGGCAUGUCCUUCGCCUUUGGAGGAGUUCACUUCACCGAGAACACUUUUCAGCAGACGGCCGCUCAGGCCUCCGGCAGCAUCAUGAUGCUCAGCGUCGUCGCCAUCGCCCUUCCCGCCGCAUAUCAAGGAGGCGCAGUUGCCGAGCUCUUCGGCAAGGACCCUUCCACUCAGCCCGGCUCUACCGAGGCUGGUAUCCUCUUCAUCUCGCGAGGUACCUCCGUCGUGCUGCUUCUGGUCUACAUGCUCUACCUCUUUUUCCAGCUCAAGUCACAUGCUUUUCUCUACGAAGGUGAAGAGGGAGACCAAGAGGAGGAGGAGACACCCCAGAUGACCCCACUUGCUGCCGUUGUGGCACUGGGUGUCAUCACCGUCAUCACCUCCUUCUCGGCAGACUACCUUGUGGGCGCCAUCGACGAGACUGCCAAUGAGUAUGGUAUCCCCAAGGCCUUCAUCUCCACUAUCCUCCUGCCCAUCAUCGGUAACGCCGCCGAGCACACAACGAGCUGCCUGAUGGCCUACAAGGGCAAGAUGGAGAUUGCCAUUGGUGUCUCGGUGGGAUCGUCGAUUCAGAUUGCCAUGGGUCUGCUGCCCACACUGAUCAUCGUUGCCUGGAUCAUUGGACAGCCGCUGACCCUCUACUUCCAGACCUUUGAAACUGUCGUCCUCGUGUCUGCUGUCAUCUUGGUCAACUCGUUGAUCCAAGACGGCCGAAGCAACUACAUGGAAGGCAUGAUGCUCUUCAGUCUGUACGUUGUCGCUGCCCUCUGCUUCUGGGUUUCGUAGGACAAGCAAAGCAAAACGUAUGAUCUGGCUAGCAUCUGCGGCUGCUGUAGUGCAUACUCGAUUUCUUCACUUCACCCACCUCACACGCCUUUUAAACUCAUCAAUCUGCCUCACACCGUUGCAUCCUUUAGUCUUGUAUGUUCAUAGCUUUGAGAAACUCUGCCUGACCUAGCUAACAUGAAUCCGUAAUUGAGCGAUCCGUCGCCCCUCUACCGUCUCACUGCCACAAUGCUACCCUGCUUGACCGCAACU